Messenger RNA from Wallemia ichthyophaga EXF-994, 732 nucleotides. RefSeq lists its product as uncharacterized. The record is from RefSeq and is a predicted model, not a curated record. Gene Ontology annotation, biological process: cytosolic ribosome assembly. The transcript has 2 exons. Gene Ontology annotation, cellular component: mitochondrial matrix. Bases 1 to 732 code for a protein of 243 amino acids. Lineage: Eukaryota; Fungi; Basidiomycota; Wallemiomycetes; Wallemiales; Wallemiaceae.
AUGAUCACAAACAUCGGAAGACAGAUACUUAGAGGAGCAACGAAGAAUCUGAGAGUAGCUUCACGCGCUCCAAUUGCAAGUCGUGCAUUCACAGUAACCCCAAUGCGCUUUGGAGCUGGGAGUACCGAUGGUACACUCACAGCUCAGCUAUCCAACGAGAUUAAAUUCGAAACUGAAAGCGCCAGCCCAGAGGAACCUGAAUGGGUUAGAGUUUUCAAUGAGGAGAAGAUCUGGUCGAUUGAGGAUAAAGCUGGCUCAGAUGAGAUAGUGCUUAGCAGGCAAUUCGGAAAUGAGUUUAUCAGGGUACUUUUCUCCAUUUCAGACCUUGAGCAGGAUGAAUCUGCAGCUGGACAAGCAGAGGAGCCCGUCGAUGAAGUACCUGCAUAUAGCGUGAGGAUGUCAGUCAGCGUUACUAAACCAAAUAGCGGUGCUUUGACCGUUGAUUGCGUAUCGCAGAAUGAAUCAAUUCUUAUCGAUAAUAUAUCCUUCUACAAAGAUUCAAAACUGGCUACACAGCUCACUGCAGACGCAGAUUGGGAGAGAAGGGGAUUAUACAUUGGACCAGUAUUUGAGCACCUCGAUUUAGACGUACAAGGUGAAUUCCAAAACUAUCUCGCUGAAAGAGGUAUCGAUGAGCGUCUGGCUACGUUCGUCCCUGAGUAUGCCGUGUACAAGGAGCAAAAGGAGUAUGUCAAAUGGCUCGACAACGUCAAGAGCUUCAUUGAGGCAUGA